This is a messenger RNA of Colletotrichum abscissum, 2559 nucleotides long. RefSeq names its product OPT oligopeptide transporter. The coding region runs from base 1 to 2559 and encodes 852 amino acids. The transcript has 12 exons. Gene Ontology annotation, cellular component: plasma membrane. Lineage: Eukaryota; Fungi; Ascomycota; Sordariomycetes; Glomerellales; Glomerellaceae. The record is from RefSeq and is a predicted model, not a curated record. Gene Ontology annotation, molecular function: oligopeptide transmembrane transporter activity. Gene Ontology annotation, biological process: transmembrane transport.
AUGGGUACACUCAAUGAGAAAACGGUAGACACCAUCGACGUUGUCACACCCGCAGAUGCAAACCUUCAGAGAGAGAGUUUCGAUGAAAAGGUUUCCAUCGACGAUGUAGCGAGGCAACUCAAUGCCACCCCCGAAGAAGUCCUCGAAGCCAGAGAACUUUCACGCUCCCUAUCUCUCGAGGAGACCAGAUCGUCGGCCGAGAGACUAGUGCAACAGCAUGGUCUCGAUCCCAACUUCCCGGCAGGAGCCCUCGAGCGUCUCAAGGAGUUUCUUGCCAACGAAGACAUCCUUGUCAACCCGGAUUCGCACAGUCGUGAAAUCUCAGAGGCCAAGAUCGAAGUUUCUCUGUUGACUUCCAAUAGCCCGUACGCCGAGGUUCGCGCUGUAGUCGACCCGCAUGACGAUGCUAGCAUGCCAGUCGCCACGAUCCGUGCCUGGACUAUCGGUCUCUUUUUCGUCGUCUUCAUCGCUUUCAUUAACCAGCUCUUCAGUGUGCGUCAGCCUUCCAUCACCUUGCGCGCGGAAGUCGUACAACUCCUCGCGUAUCCAGUAGGCAAAGCUGCCGAAAAAUGGCUUCCCGAUGUUGGCUUCACGCUCUUUGGAGUUCGGCAUAGUCUCAAUCCUGGACCGUUCAACAAGAAAGAGCACAUGCUCAUUUCGAUCAUGGCAAGUGUUGGAAAGACUCUGCCGAGUUCCAGAUACAUCAUCUUUACGCAGUGGAUGGACCGUUACUUUGGCCAGAAAUAUGCCAAGUCCUUCAGUUACCAGAUUCUUCUGGCUCUUUCCACAAAUCUGAUGGGAUUCGGACUAGCCGGUCUGUGUAGAAGGUUCUUGGUCUACCCAUCUUUCUGCCUCUGGCCGGCAUCUCUAGUCACCAUCGCUCUCAACAGCUCCUUACACAACGAGGCAAAUCAUCCAGUACCCGGUCCUUUUAAGAAGAUCUACAACAUGUCGCGAUACCGAUUCUUCAUGGUUGCUUUUGCCGCGAUGUUUGUGUGGUUCUGGUUCCCCGAUUACAUCUUCGGUGCACUGUCCCUUUUCAACUGGAUCGCCUGGAUUGCUCCCAAUAACUUUACACUCACUGCCAUUACCGGUGUUAACAAGGGUCUCGGCUUCAAUCCCAUCCCAACUUUUGACUGGAAUGUUGCGACACACGUCGUUCAGCCUCUUGUGGUCCCUUUCCGUGUUACCUUCAACACCUUCAUCGGCGUGUUUCUGGGCGGUAUUACAAUCAUCGGACUCUACUGGACCAAUGCGUACAACACUGCUUACCUCCCUAUCAACUCGAAUCUGAUGUAUAAUCACUUCGGUGGCUCAUACAACGUUUCGAAGAUCUUGGAUGGCAGAGGGUGGCUCGACGAGACCAAGUACCAGGCGUACUCCCCCGUGUACCUCGCAGCUAGUAGUAUCACGAUGUACUACUACUUCUUCGCUGUCUAUGCGGCUACCGUGUCCUAUGCUAUUCUCUAUCAUCGUCACGAUAUUGCACUUGGUUUCCGGAGUUUGUGGCGCAGCUUCAAGAAAGAGGCUUCGACUGAUUUCAAGGAUGUUCAUACAAGGCUGAUGUCCAACUACCCUGAAGUUCCUGAAUGGUGGUACCUGAUUCUCAAUCUGGCCGCCAUUGCUUUCGGUGUUGCGGCAGUUGCUGCAUGGCCGACCGAGACGAGCGUUGGUGUUGUGUUCUUCGGCAUUGCGCUUGCCCUGGUCUUUGUUAUUCCAACAGGUAUUAUUUUCGCUACGACUGGCAUGGAAGUGGAAUUCAACGUCCUUGCGGAAUUCGUUGGAGGUGCUUGGGAGCCGGGCAAUGCCUUGGCCAUGAACUUCUUCAAGUGCUUCGGUUAUGUCACUACGGCUCAUGCUCUUGACUUUGCCAAUGACUUGAAGCUAGCUCACUACCUCAAGAUCCCACAGAGACACACCUUCGCCGCUCAAGUCGUUGCUGUCUUUGUCUCAGCAUUUGUCUGUACUGGCGUUAUGAACUUUCAGAUCAGCAACAUUCCAGAUCUUUGCUCAACAAACCAAAAAGACCGUUUCACUUGCCCUGGCGUAAACACCUACUUUACUGCUGCGGUGCUGUUCGGUAGUCUAGGUGCCCGAAAGGUCUUUGGAUCAGGCGGCAUCUAUACAGCCCUACUCUCAGCGUUCCCGGUCGGCUUUGCACUUCCUUUUGUUUUCUACUACUUCCAGCGCAGAUUUCCUCGUACCCACUGGUUCGCCAAGAUUCACCCAGUGAUGAUCCUCAGCGGUGGCAUCAGCUGGUCUCCUUACAACAUCGCUUACAUGUGGCCGGCCGUUCUGCCUGGGUGGCUGAGCAUGGUGUACCUCCGCCAGCGUUAUCUUGCGUUCUGGUCAAAGUACAACUACGUCUUGUCGGCGGCUUUCUCGACUGCCAUCGCCAUCGCUGGUGUGAUUAUCUUCUUUGCCGUCAGUUAUCAUGGAUUUGAGAUUACUUGGUGGGGCAACGACUCGGAGAGUGGAUGCGAGUCUACGGCCUGCACGCUGCUGAAGCUGCCUAAAGGCGAAUAUUUUGGACCGCGCGUUGGAACUUACGCUGGUUAA